Molecule: messenger RNA, 2739 nt
Organism: Cryptococcus wingfieldii CBS 7118
Lineage: Eukaryota; Fungi; Basidiomycota; Tremellomycetes; Tremellales; Cryptococcaceae
Product: ATP-dependent DNA helicase
Exons: 15
Coding region: 1-2739 (912 amino acids)
Biological process (GO): double-strand break repair via homologous recombination
Cellular component (GO): cytoplasm; chromosome
Molecular function (GO): ATP binding; four-way junction helicase activity; 3'-5' DNA helicase activity
Source: RefSeq, a predicted model, not a curated record
AUGUCUCCCCAGGAGUCGCCUUCAGCCCUCUUGAGGAAUUUGAAAAUAUUCUGGGGAUAUGAGUCGUUUCGCCACCCUCAACUCGAAAUCUGCUCGGAUGCCCUCAGAGGGUGCGAUCUCAUUGUAGUUGCUCCUACCGGAUUGGGCAAAUCUCUAUGUUUCCAGCUGCCUGCGAUAACGAUCGACCACGGCGUGACCAUCGUGGUCUCCCCUCUUAAAGCCCUGAUGGCUGAUCAAGUCGAAGACCUCACUCAAAGAGGCAUCAAAGCCGUGCAACUCAGCGAGUACACCACUUGGGAACAACACAACGAAGUUCGUAAGCAGAUGAAGAUGGGCCACCCAGAGAUACGAUUGCUAUAUGUGACGCCAGAGAUGUUGCUGAGCGACAAGCACAAGUCGACGUUUGAUAUCGCCUAUCGUCAAAGACAAAUAGCGAGGCUGGUGGUUGACGAGGCGCAUGUCAUUACGGAAUGGGGCAAAAGCUUUCGAAGCAAAUACCGAGAACUCGGCCAAUUCCGUCAAAAGUACCCAGGAAUCCCUAUCACUGCUCUCACUGCUUCUGCUACGCUUGAAGUCAGGAAGGAUAUCAUCCAAACUCUGCGCAUAGGCAAAGGUCAUGGACAGUGGGUCUUGCCAUUCAACAGGCGGAAUCUGUUUUACGAGGUGCGGUAUCAAGGCAGAGGAUACUACGACGAUGAAGACAGAGAGCCCCAAAAGAGUACGACUGACGACAUGGCCGAGUUUCUGCUCAAGUACCGCCCCCAAGCAAUGAAAAGAAACGAAGCGAAGGGGAUUAAUCGGCCUUGCGUCACCGGUAUCGUCUACUGUCGCACGACUGCUGCCUGCGAAGAAGUUGCAGAUAAUCUGCGGCAGAGAGGGUUCACCGCGAGGCCGUACUAUAAGAAUCUGUCUCAAAAUGUCAAAGACCAGGCGUUGGCAGGCUGGAAGGAUGGCUCGAUCGAGUGCAUUGUCGCCACAAUUGCUUUUGGUAUGGGCAUUGAUCAGGCUAAUGUUAGAUAUGUUAUCCACUACCAGAUGCCGAAAACCUUUGAAGGCUACUACCAAGAGACCGGUCGAGCAGGACGCGACGGGCACAUCUCGCACUGCCUCAUGUACUACUCGCGAGAAGACGCAAAAUAUCUACGCGGCCUGGUGGAACAAGAAGAUGCAAAGAAUAAGAGAAACGCCAAGUUCAAGGACGGCAACAUCGAUACCUCAAAAACACCUUCACAAGGACUGUUCAGUUUCAAAUCACUCCAAAAUCACGUCGAGAAAGCCGGACAAUGCCGACAUAUUGGGAUCUGCUCCUACUUUGGCGAAAAGAUUGACCACACUAACGCCGAGGUAAAAGCUGCCUACUGUGAAAACAUGUGUGAUGUCUGCAAAAACAGCGCUGCUGUUCGCAAGGCUUCGAUGCGGCUUACCGAGGGCGUUCCGGUUGCCUCGCCUCAGAGGAUCGACGAAGUCGCUGUCGUCACGCAAUCGGUCGACAAGCCUUUCAAUGGCUACAGUAGUGCAAUUGAAGACGACAGAACCGUUCCCGAGAAUGAUCUUCGAGAUCUUCACGGCACCCAUCCAUCCAUCUUUGACUUUAACGAUGAGGAUGACGAUGAGCUCGAGGCUCUUGGGCCUUCCGCUCCAAGUAGGCCCCACGCCCUACAGUUUCGCACUCAAGCGGUAUUGAACAGCGGACGCUCAGCUCCUUUGAGUGGAUCCGAUUCGACAGAAAAGCCCCUUGUUCCCGGUUCAAGCAACCCGCUAGCAUCCUCGCGCUCAACCAACUCUUCCGUACAUCACAAUCAAUCAUCCCACACGCCUGUGCUCGAGCGCGAUCUUUCGGGUGAAGAACGUCACCAUCAGCCUAUCCGGAUCCGAGAGAUUAUCCACAUAGCCAGCGGCGGCUCGCCUACUCCUCCACCAUCAGCUAGCUUGCCUAAACGCCGAAAGGUAGGCUUGAGCCGGCAGGCAUCUGGUCUAUCCAACUCUCUCACGUCUAGUGUGGAACUGGAGAACCUCGAAAAGGGAAGAGAGGUAGAAAUGCAGAAAAUUAGAUCAAGAAAAGAAAGAGAAAGAGAGGUUGCUCUGUCAAGAAUACAACAAAGGCCAGAGAUGAUGUCGCCUCAUGUGAGGUAUCUGGAGGACUCGGAGGAGGGUACCGAUUCGCGCUUGAAAUUGACGAGAGAUCAGCGAAUAAAGGCGGAAAAGAUGCUGGGCAGUGUCAAGCCUGUGAGGGAUGCCGUGGGCCCCUAUGCUUGCUAUAAUGCUGCAGCAGGCCCCUCAGUGCCGAGACGGAGAGUAUCAGCUCCCGACAAAGCUUUCAAACCGCCUAUUCUCAGGUCUCCCAACAAAGUCAGAUCUGAACUCCUUACUAAAUCGGCAAGAGACAAGUCAGUGACAAACAUUGGAUCUGCUCUUCAGGAUUCUUUAGGUCAUGGGGAGUUGGCGUGGAAGUUGCUGAUAUUCUGCGGAAAGAAUGAGAGGGGGACCAAAAGGGCAAACAUGUUGAUCGACAUUGCCAGGUUGAUUGAAAGGGAUCUGGCUGACGCUUGCAGAGAAGAUCCUGGUGCAUAUAAUAACCAAGUGACGGAAUUUCGUAAAGCUGUCAAGGCGCUGCGGAGCGAGGAGGUUGUUGAGGCCAUCAUAGACGGAGAGAUAGACGCGUUUGAGGAUGGCGGGCCCGGGGUUGGUUAUCUUAAAGCUCUAAUCCGGCUGGUGAAGGGAUAUACAUCUGAUCGGUGA